AUAGACGCACUGCACUACGGAGCAUCCGCCCAGCCCAUCAGCCCAGCGCCCAGCAGUGCCCAAAGGAAACAGCGCAGCACGGACGCCCCCAGCAGCAGCAGAAAAAAACGGACUGGGUUGGCGAUGGCACAAGAUAAAGGACUCAGUGUCGGUCGUGUCCCAAGUGCAGUCGGUUUACACCGUCUCUGAUUAUAUACCGCGCGCUAUUUCUCUAUUAUAUUCGUUCGUCAUCAGCACAGAGUGUCGAUAUAGUCGUGUCAAAAUUUAUUUUUAUUUUUUCAUUUUAAAAUUUAUUUUUUGGUCGAUUAGUUUUGAUUAUUUUUGCAUUCGAAAUUGAACCCAAAUCGAAUUUUCGGGUGAAAAAGGAAGAGAGAGUGUUCAUUUUCAACCUGUGGGGAAAGAGAAAGAAAAGUGGUGUGCUGGAAAUUCGGUUCGAAAUAUGGAUGUGUGCUGCUGUGUGCGCUGUGUGUGAUGUGUGCUGUGUGUGUGCGAUGUAUUAGGUUUGAUAACCGACAAUCUUUGCAUAGAGUUUGAGCGCUGCUGGGGGCCACGCAGCAGGACAGGACAGGAUCAAUCGCUUCUAUACAUUUGAUGCUGGCGCUCCCGAGAAAUAUAAUAUUAGAUGAUGCUGCUGAGAUGAGUUCGAUCGCUCGCCAGUUGCUGCUGGCUCCAGCUCCGUUUAACGGCGACGAGAUCGCACGAGAUUUCAGUCGACAACUCGUCGCAUCAGCAGCAACAACAACCACCGAUGACUUGAAAGACGCGCCGAGUGCUCCUGCAGCCGUUUAAUAGGCGACCAAUCAAAAUUUCCGACAAAUUUCAUCACAAAAAUCGUUUCAAUUUAAUUUUUUUGUUUUUUAGUUUUUUAUUGGGCGGGGUUUUUUAUUUUGAUUUGAUUCGUGGGCAAUAAUUGGAUAUAAAUAUUAAAAAAGUGAUUUGAUAAUAAAAAUGGAGGCGGUGUCGACGGUGAUGGCGGCGGCGGCUGCGUUGACGGACAGCAGCACGGCGACGUCGGCCGUCGUGCCGGUGACGACGGCGUCCAGCAUCAUCACCAAGCGCUACUCGGCCAAAUUGGCCAGGAUUCAAGGCUACGUCGUGCGGGGCGUGACGGCGGCCAAUAAACCGCCGCCGUCGUCGGCCGACGGCCAGCAGGCCUCCACCAGCAUUAGCGGCUCUUUGGGAUUCAAUACCAAGCGGAGCGCUUUGCGGCUAGUACGGCCCACCGUCGCCGGACGCUCGGCCAUGAUGGGCCGCUCCAGCACGGGCUACUCGUCUCAAAAGACGGCCCAGGACACGUACUACAGCGGCAACAGCCUCAUCAAUUCAUCAACGACGCUGGGCUCCGAUUGGACGUUGGUUCACAGCCGGCCAGAGACGGACGGACGGCCGGCCAGCAAUCGCAACAGCAGCUGGGUUGGCUCCAUCACGGAGCUGAUCAACAGCACAACCACCUGGCGAGAUCCGUACCUGAACAUUAGCACGGCCGGCUGCUCAUUUUUGAACGGAACGGCGUCAGCAGUUGGCGGCCGGAAUUGCCAGGGGGCCGACGACGGAUUGAUGUGGGACAACAACAAUAACAACGGGACGGGCAUCAACGGGACGUCCAUCGACGACGACAUGGAAGCCAAAAACUUUUGGGCUCUCCUGCUCUUCCUGUUCCCACUUUUGACCGUGUUCGGCAACGUUCUGGUCAUCCUGAGCGUCUACCGCGAGAGAGCCCUCCAGACGGCAACCAACUACUUUAUCAUCAGUUUGGCCAUCGCCGAUUUGCUGGUCGCCACUCUGGUCAUGCCGUUCGCCGUUUACGUCACGGUGAACAGCAAGUGGGAUCUGCCGGACGUCGUCUGCGACUUUUACAUCGCCAUGGACGUCACUUGCAGCACGUCGUCCAUUCUCAACUUGGUGGCCAUCAGCAUCGACAGGUACAUCGCCGUGACUCAGCCCCUCAAGUACGCCCGCCACAAGAACCACAAGCGGGUGUGGCUGACCAUCGGACUGGUGUGGGCCAUCUCGGUGGCCAUCGGCCUGCCCAUCGUCCUCGGCUUGAACAACACGGAGCGCCGCAUCCCGACCGACUGCGGCUUCUACAACGCCGAUUUCGUCAUCUACUCGUCGCUCUCCUCCUUCUACAUCCCCUGCAUCAUCAUGAUCUUCCUCUACUACCAAAUCUUCAAGGGAAUUAGAGAGCGGGCGAAGAGGGCGACGGCCAACCGGAAGCCGCAGCACGCCCAUCUGAUGGACAAUUUGGCGCCGCAUACGAAACGACUGGCCGAGACGGCCAUGGGCGGGCCGCCCAUUGCCGGCGGUCAACAGCAGACGGUCCCGCAGACGCAAAGAGUCCACGUGACGACGCCGGCCGGCUCCGGCAUCAGCAACAGCAACGCGACGGACAACAACGCCGGCGGGUCGGCUGGUGGUGCUGGAGCCACGACGGCCCUGGCCGGCUCGCUCCUCUCGCCGCCAGGUGUGACGCUGGCCAAGACGACCCUGCUGGGCCGGGCCGCCUCCAUGACGAUGGGCAGCAAACAACAGAGCCGCCGGCGGAGUCUCUUUGACGACGACAAAGGCACCGAUCAGGGCAGCGGAAGUCAAGACGAGGACGACGACGACAAUGGCGACGAGUGGGCAGAGGACGGCAGCAACAGCGGACUGCCCAGGGACAUUUCCACCGAGUUCAUGCUGGCCGCCAAUAAGCAGAAAGAGGCGGCCAGCCAGCACAACGCCGUCGGGAAUAACAAGGCGGCGCCGGGGUCGUUGGUGUCCAAGACGCUGCUGCUAACGACGACAACAACGACGGUUGCUGCGGCGACGGCGGCCACCAUGAGCGGCCUGAGCAACGGCGACGCGUCCAGCAGCAACUACAACAAUCAACAGCCAGCGGCGUCGACCGGUGCUGGCGUCGACGCCGGCUCACUCGGCCAUUCUCUCAUGACCGACGGCGUCUCCUGCCUCUCCUUGCCAACCAGCCAGCAGCAUCAGCCCAUCUCCAACGCCCAGCACAAUAAGAUCAAGAGCGGGAGUAAUAAAGGCAAAGGAACUCGAAGUGGCGGCGGCGGUGGCAGCAGCUGCGGGGUGGACUCGACGGCCGGGACGCCGCCCAGCGGGAGCGGCAACAACGGCAACGGUGGCAAUGGCAACGGGGCCGACAAGGAGAGCAAGCAAUACCAGACGGCCGGCUCCCGGUUCACCAUCUACAAAGUCAACAAGGCCAGCCGCAAGAAACGCGAGAAAUCAUCGGCCAAAAAAGAGCGCAAAGCCACUAAAACGCUGGCCAUCGUCCUCGGUGUGUUCCUGAUUUGCUGGGUCCCUUUCUUCACGUGCAACAUCUUGGACGCCAUUUGCACCAAGUUCGAGCGCGACUGCCAGCCGGGCGGGACGGCCUUCCAGCUCACCACUUGGCUGGGCUACGUCAACUCGUUCAUCAAUCCCGUCAUUUACACCAUCUUCAAUCUCGAGUUCCGCAAGGCCUUCAAGCGCAUCCUCGUCUGCGCUGAUUGAUUCUCUUGUUAUGUCUGAUGUGAUGUGUGUUUUUGUUGUUGUUUGUUUGUUUUUCAUUUGAUUUGGUUAAAUAAUAAUUUUAUUUUUUUAAAAAUUGGGGGAAUACAUUUUGACCGUGACGUCUAAUAAUAUAGUGAAUAAAUAUUUCAAAUUGUCUCAAAUCAACCAUAAAAAAUCUAUAAAUAUAUAUAUAAUUCUCAUUUUUGGAGAGACGUAUAUUAUAAUUAUACAUAUACUAUUUACAAUAACAUCAUCCUCGACGAUAUAUAUAUAUAUAUUUGUAUAAAUUCAAUCAUUGUUAUUCUUUCGGAAAAAAUAAUUAGAAGACGAAAAAUUGAACACAAUAACAAAAAGAAAUGUUUUUUUUUUCUUUUUUUUCACUGACGAUGAUGUUAUAUAAAACAUGAUUCGAUUGCUGUGAAUUUGUAUUCGUGUGUAUAUUAUCAUAUAUAUAUAGUACCGUGCAUCAUUGCUCAUAUACUUCCGCCACCGGUUCUAUAUAUAUAAUAUGUUAUAUGAUUGUUGUUAAUUGGACAUUUUUUCAAUCUGUCGGGGUUCAUUUAUUUCAAUUUUUGUUGUCUUUGUAAAAAUUCUAAACUUAAAAAACAAAUUUCGACAAUAAUUCAAAUUUAAUGAAUUCGAAUCAUUUGGGUCAUAUUAUGCAAAGGGUCGUGGUCAAACUCUUUGGAUAAUAUAAUAAGGGUAUUAAAAAAUAUUGGCGAAAGGACUACAAAAUUUAAUUUCCAACAAAUUAUCAAUGUAUCAUAAUUAUAAUUGUAUAAUUACAAAAUUCAAAGAAAAACACGAAUUUAUAAAAUCUUCGUUAAUAUCUAUACAUAAUAAUUCUUUCCUCGUCCCACCGUCUAUGCUGUGUAUACCCGUGCGAUAUUCGUUCGUCACGCCCAUUCGUUUAUAUAUAAAAUAAUCAUCACCUCUCUCAUUUUGAUUGUUCAUUUAUACAUCGUGUUUGAUCAAAUUCUGUGUGAGUGUGGACCCCCACCCCCCCAACCCCCCGCAUAAUCCUUCCAACAUUUUAAUAUGAAAUAAAAACACAAAAAAUAAUAUAUAUAUAUAUUUAUAUAUAUUCUUUCUUCCCGUAUUCUGUGGCUCCGUGCAUGAUUCUUAUAUAACAUCUAAUAACAUUACACUAGACCCCCCCCCCACCCCACACAUACCUCGACCGAUUGCUGUUGAGUUGACAAAAAAGAUACAAAAUCUCCUCCUUUAUACCCCGCCCAGACAUUGUAUAGAUUUAUAUAAAUAACACGAAAAUACAAUAUUUAAUGAACGAAGUAAUAUACAUGUAGAU
Daphnia pulex (common water flea) is the source of this 4807-nucleotide messenger RNA. RefSeq names its product dopamine D2-like receptor (gene Dop2R). Gene Ontology annotation, molecular function: dopamine neurotransmitter receptor activity, coupled via Gi/Go; melanocortin receptor activity. Bases 949 to 3498 code for a protein of 849 amino acids. Gene Ontology annotation, biological process: adenylate cyclase-activating adrenergic receptor signaling pathway. Gene Ontology annotation, cellular component: membrane. The record is from RefSeq and is a predicted model, not a curated record. The transcript is spliced from 8 exons. Lineage: Eukaryota; Metazoa; Arthropoda; Branchiopoda; Diplostraca; Daphniidae.